Dendrobium catenatum is the source of this 2241-nucleotide messenger RNA. RefSeq names its product inorganic phosphate transporter 1-6-like. NCBI's taxonomy places the organism in Eukaryota, Viridiplantae, Streptophyta, Magnoliopsida, Asparagales, Orchidaceae. The transcript has a single exon. Gene Ontology annotation, cellular component: membrane. Bases 556 to 2124 code for a protein of 522 amino acids. Gene Ontology annotation, molecular function: phosphate transmembrane transporter activity. The record is from RefSeq and is a predicted model, not a curated record. Gene Ontology annotation, biological process: phosphate ion transport; transmembrane transport.
UGCAGAAUAAUAGGGAAAAUUCCCACUACAGCCGCGAGGGGAUCGUCGUUCUUGAACAAAUCCACGCCUUUUUUAUGAAUUCAAAAGAGAAUGGAGAAUUUAGGAGGUGAAGAACAACGAUGUGCGGUUGUGGCCACAAAUCGACUCCAAAAUUAGGAGAAUAUUCCUUCAAUAGACGCCCACUUAUACCGACCUUUCCAUUUAAACGCCCCGACAUCCUCCUUUCCUUCCAAUCCUCUCGAAAAUCCUCACGUUUUCCCCCGCUCUGCCUUGCCCUUCCCUUUCUUCUCCGGCGAAAGAAAAGGUAACCCAGCAUCCCCACUGCAUCAUGAAGGAGUUCAAAGCAUUAGAUUUGUGUUGGAAUCAAUGAUCAAAAAUAUUAAUUUGAAUAGAAAUUGAACAAGUUUAAAGCCCGCCUUAAUUUUUCCUCCGUUGCGUUCCGAUUUUCUAAUUUUGCCUAUCUUGAAACAGCUCAGAAGGCACAAAGCAGAGGAAGCAAGUCCAGGGAAGAAGACAGAGAGGGGUUGAAAGAUCUCAUUGUUACUCUCGGAUACAAUGGCCAAGGAACAGCUUGAGGUACUCAACGCCCUCGAUGUCGCCAAGACACAAUGGUACCACUUCACGGCGAUCGUCAUCGCCGGAAUGGGUUUCUUCACCGAUGCUUAUGACCUCUUCUGCAUCUCUCUGGUCACAAAAUUGCUCGGCCGCAUCUAUUACCACGUCGACGGGUCCCCGACCCCUGGCUCCCUCCCUCCCCAAGUUUCCGCUGCUGUCAACGGCGUCGCCUUCUGCGGCACUCUCAGCGGCCAACUCUUCUUCGGUUGGCUCGGCGAUAAGUUGGGCCGCAAAAAGGUUUAUGGCAUGACCCUCAUGCUCAUGGUUAUCUGCUCCGUAUUCUCCGGCCUCUCCUUCGGCCAUACCUCUAAAGGCGUCAUGGCUACCCUCUGUUUCUUCCGCUUCUGGCUCGGCUUCGGCAUUGGCGGAGACUAUCCUCUUUCCGCCACCAUCAUGUCCGAAUACGCAAAUAAGAAAACCCGCGGAGCUUUCAUUGCCGCCGUGUUCGCGAUGCAGGGGUUUGGCAUUUUGGCCGGCGGUAUGGUUGCCAUCGCUGUCUCCGCCGCUUUUAAAAAUCACUUCCCUGCACCUGCCUAUGCCGUCGACCCUAUUGCCUCCACAGUCCCGGAGGCGGAUUAUGUCUGGCGCAUAAUCGUCAUGGUCGGUUCUGUCCCCGCCGCGCUCACCUAUUACUGGCGAAUGAAGAUGCCGGAGACAGCGCGCUACACCGCCCUUAUCGCCAAGAACGCCAAGCAGGCAGCUUCUGACAUGUCUAAGGUCCUCCAGGUGGAGAUCGAGGAAGAGCCGGACAAGAUCGUGCGAAUCAUUCGAAACGAAGCUAACAGCUUCGGGCUAUUUUCGAAAGAGUUCAUCCGCCGUCAUGGCCUCCACCUCGUCGGUACCACGACCACAUGGUUUCUCCUUGACAUCGCUUUCUACAGCCAGAAUCUCUUUCAAAAAGACAUUUUUAGCGCGAUUGGGUGGAUCCCAAAGGGGGCAACCAUGAAUGCACUCGAGGAGGUCUUCCGCAUCGCGCGUGCGCAGACCCUCAUCGCCCUCUGCGGCACCGUACCUGGCUAUUGGCUCACCGUCGCGUUAAUCGACUUCAUCGGGCGUUUCACAAUUCAAAUGUUGGGUUUUGCGAUGAUGACUCUGUUCAUGCUGGGCCUAGCCAUUCCCUACACUUACUGGACGACACCAGGCCAUCACAUUGGUUUCAUUAUAAUGUAUGGAUUCACAUUUUUCUUUGCCAAUUUUGGGCCUAACAGCACUACCUUUAUCGUUCCGGCAGAGAUUUUUCCGGCGAGGCUGAGGUCAACCUGUCAUGGGAUAUCAGCGGCGAGCGGCAAGCUGGGCGCGAUCAUUGGCUCAUUUGGCUUUCUUUAUCUUGCGCAGAAUCCCGAUCCGGCGCGGGCUGACCACGGUUAUCCUCCUGGUAUUGGUGUUAGGAAUUCGCUCUUCCUGCUCGCAGGCUGCAAUCUUGUCGGUAUGUUAUUAACGUUUUUGGUGCCGGAAUCCAAGGGGAAAUCGCUUGAGGAAAUUUCAGGCGAGAACGAUGAAGAAGUUUAAGGAAGAUGAAAUUGGCACUUCGUGGAUUCCCUUCCCUUUGAGUCGAUCGCUCGUUGGUUUAAGCCAUAUCGUGCGAGGAUUACGUUCGCUAGGGAUCCACGGGACGUUCUCGGAACC